UUUAUGACGAAAUUCUCACUCCUCCUUCGUCGUUUUCAACUACCAAUCAAUUUAUAAGCCUUUGGUCAAUGUCUAUACACCAGAUUACUCCAUUGACGGACAUGACAUGACCUCUCUCUCCUCAAUUAAACUUCACUCCCUCGACAUACAUAUACAGAGAUAAAUCUCCAUCCAAUUGAUCUCAUCAAAAGAUGCUUCAACCUAAUUUCCUUCCAUUAAUCACCUUUGUAUUCUGGUCAUGGUGGAGGCUUAACGGCGUCGUUGCCGACCCCCAGAUCAAUCUCCUAAGCCAAGGGUGUACACCAUCCACCAUCUUCGUCUUGUCCAACUUCUCCAUCUUCAGCGACAACGUCAACAAAACGUUUCGACACAUGAGAAAGAAGCUCGUCAAUAGUCAAAACGAGAACUUCGUGACAGCGCAGCAAGCCAACGCUGAAAACCCAGUUUUCAGUCUUUUUCAGUGCAGAAACUACCUCUCCGUUCAUGACUGUGUCGCCUGUUUUGACGCUGCCUCCAAACAAAUCCGAGACUGCCCCGCCGGAGCACAAGGUGGCCGCGCCGUCUACGACGGCUGCUUCCUCAGGUACGAGACCAGUGCUUUCUUUGACCAGACAACUGAGAAUUUCAAUGCCGUGUCGUGUGGCAAUCAAACUGCAAGAGAAUCCACAGAAUUUACCUCACUUGUGCAACAAGUUCUAAUGAAUCUGCAAACAACACCACCCAAAAGACGUGGGCUUUUUGCAGCCACAAAAGCACAAUUGCCUGAGAAUGGUUCAACUAUUUAUGCGUUUGCUCAAUGUACUGAAACUAUCACACAAAAUGGGUGCCUCAAUUGCUUGAACACUGGGUACAACAAUAUUCUCACUUGUUUUCCCAAUUCUGAUGGUAAGGCUUUUGCUGCUGGAUGCUUCAUGAGAUACUCUUCCACUUCCUUCUUUCCUGAUAAUUUCCAGACAAUUGAUGUUACUCCCUUGUUAGGCAAACAAGGUACAAGCAAUAAGGGGGCCAUUGUCGGUGGUGUUGUUGGUGGUGUAAUUCUUGUUUUGAUCCUCAUUGUAUUAUUUGCCUGUAUUAGACGGCCAAAAUGCACUACGAGGGUUCACAGAGGAGACAUAAUUAGAGCAACUAAGUUGAAAGGCCUUGUUACAUAUAGUUAUAAGGAUUUGAAGUUUGCAACUGAUAAUUUUAGUGAAGAAAAUAAACUAGGAGAAGGAGGAUUUGGUGCAGUAUAUAAGGGUACUCUAAGGGAUGGGAAAGAAGUUGCAGUCAAGAAGUUAACUUUACAACACUCUAGAAGAAUUGAGGAAGAUUUUGAGAGUGAAGUGAUGCUCAUAAGUGAAGUUGAUCAUCCAAAUCUUGUUCAACUUCUGGGAUGGUGUAGCCAAGGCCGUGUCAGGAUCCUUGUUUAUGAGUAUAUGAAGAACAAUAGUCUUGACAAAUUCUUAUUUGAUGGAAAGAAAGGUUAUCUCAACUGGAAGCAGCGAUAUGAUAUAAUUUUAGGAAUAGCAAGAGGUUUGACUUAUCUUCACGAGGAAUUUCAUGUUCGUAUUAUACAUAGAGACAUAAAGACUAACAAUAUUCUCUUGGAUAAUGACCUACAACCUAGAAUUGCUGAUUUUGGAUUGGCAAGGCUUUUACCAGAGGAUAAAUCUCACCUUAGCACAAAAUUUGCAGGAACAUUAGGAUACACAGCACCGGAGUAUGCAAUUCAUGGUCAAUUAUCAGAAAAAGUUGAUGUCUAUAGCUAUGGUGUUGUAAUUCUUGAAAUCAUUACUGGUCAACGAAGCAAAGCGAUAAAGGAUGAAGGCGAUACCGAAGAUGAAUUCCUCCUUCCAAAAGCUUGGAAACUAUAUGAGAAAGGCAUGCACUUAGAGUUGGUGGACAAAACCUUAGACCCAAAUGACUAUGAUGCAGAAGAAGUGAAGAAAAUUAUUGAGAUUGCUUUGCUCUGUACCCAAGCGUUUGCUGACUUAAGGCCAACCAUGUCCGAAGUAAUUGGUUUGCUCCAAAAUAGUGGCUUAUUAGAAAAUAUAAGACCCUCUAUGCCUCUCUUGAUUGUAACUGAUUAGGAGUGCUUAGACGAAGACACCGCUAUCAUCAUAUGAUAUCGUGCAUCUAUACUGUCAGCAAGAUAGUUGAAUUUUACAGGAAUGUGUAGUUACCUCAAUAUCUCGGGGUCUGUAUGAAUGCAAAAAAUGCCUCAAUAUCCAACGUUGUUCAAUUACUACGAUUUAGUAAAA
Prosopis cineraria is the source of this 2240-nucleotide messenger RNA. Its product is annotated as cold-responsive protein kinase 1-like. The record is from RefSeq and is a predicted model, not a curated record. Gene Ontology annotation, biological process: protein phosphorylation. Bases 192 to 2069 code for a protein of 625 amino acids. The transcript has 8 exons. Gene Ontology annotation, molecular function: protein kinase activity; ATP binding. NCBI's taxonomy places the organism in Eukaryota, Viridiplantae, Streptophyta, Magnoliopsida, Fabales, Fabaceae.